AUCCAGUGGCAGUUUUCCACAAGCACCAUGAACACUGUCAAGUCUUUUUGGAUGGGCUGGGGCUCGCUCUGUGUCGCCGGCGGCGCGGCAUACUAUUUUGCGAAGAAGAACAUCAAUGCGGACCGUCAGAGUCGACUCGAGGAGCAGCGGAGGAAGAAGGCCAUGAUUGAAUCACUCGAGUACUCCGAGAACGUGCCGAACCGGCCCCUUUCGUCCGCGACCACGGGUGGGUCAAACGGCAGUCCGGCGAACGGCGGCCCCGCGAGAACGGACACGGCAGGCUCCCCGAGCCAGGAGUCCAGCAGCGACCCUGCUCCGACGAGACAUGCGCCGGCUACCGAAAGCCAGAGAGUUUUAGAGAAGAGCAAGUACGAGGCAAGCGUUCCAUUCAGGAGUCCCAAGGGCGAUCGGUUCUCGUAGGCCGCUGGCUGGGUGCGAUUGGGGCAAAAAACAAUAGGGAUUUCAAUAGCGGCAACAAAGCGGCGGGAAUCGCCUCUCCUUGAGUUUAUUUUUGGUGCGAUAACACGACGACAACCUGAAGUUGAGGAGGCACUAUCGCGAUCGAGACAACAUCGCAAGACACCUUCGGGCAGCACGCCGAUGACGCACUCAUGAUCGCAAUACAUCCUCCGUGUACUCUACCGUUUGCGCAAACCUAUUCUUAGUUGCAGAGCUUCUAGGGCUCUUGUUCUGAACCCAGAUGGACUAAGGGGGGGGAAGGGGCGCUCUUG
Messenger RNA from Thermothelomyces thermophilus ATCC 42464, 731 nucleotides. RefSeq lists its product as uncharacterized. The record is from RefSeq and is a predicted model, not a curated record. The coding region runs from base 28 to 420 and encodes 130 amino acids. Lineage: Eukaryota; Fungi; Ascomycota; Sordariomycetes; Sordariales; Chaetomiaceae. The transcript has 4 exons.